This is a messenger RNA of Aspergillus aculeatinus CBS 121060, 492 nucleotides long. Its product is annotated as hydrophobin family protein. Bases 1 to 492 code for a protein of 163 amino acids. The record is from RefSeq and is a predicted model, not a curated record. Gene Ontology annotation, cellular component: fungal-type cell wall. Gene Ontology annotation, molecular function: structural constituent of cell wall. The transcript has 3 exons. Lineage: Eukaryota; Fungi; Ascomycota; Eurotiomycetes; Eurotiales; Aspergillaceae.
AUGAAGUUCACCAUCUCCGCCGCUGUUCUGGCCCUCGCUGCCACCGUCGCUGCCAUGCCUAGCAAGCCCGAAGCCAACGGCAACCUUGGUGUCGGCAACGGCAACGGCAACCAGGGAAACAGCGAUGUCCGCUUCCCCGUCCCUGACGACGUGACCGUCAAGCAGGCUUCCGCCAAGUGUGGUGACCAGGCUCAGCUGUCUUGCUGCAACAAGGCCACCUACGCCGGUGACACCACCACUAUUGACGACGGUAUCCUCGCUGGUACCCUCGGUAACCUCCUUGGUACUGGUUCCGGCUCUGAGGGUCUCGGUCUCUUCGACCAGUGCUCCAAGCUCGAUCUCCAGAUCCCCAUCAUUGGCAUCCCUCUCCAGGAUCUUGUCAACCAGCAGUGCAAGCAGAACAUCGCCUGUUGCCAGGGCUCCCCCUCGGACGCCAGCGACUCCCUCAUUGGCGUUGCCCUGCCCUGCAUUGCCCUCGGCUCUAUCUUGUAA